AUGAACAUGUUCGCAACCCCAAUCUCACAGCAAGGUUUCACGCGCCAGGAGCAGCAUGCCUACCCAAGCGAGAAAAGCAUGUCCGACGUGUCGACAGUUCUAGUCACGACCUGCACCCCGCACGACAAGCUACGCGCCGCGAUCCGACAGGCUUCAGAGGCCAAACUGGGCGAAAUUCGCGUCACUAGCGAAAACAUAGUGUACAAUCUGGAAAUCCUUUCCGGAUCGAUGACACGACUCGUCGUAGACGGAGACGGCGCUGGAUCAUUUCGCGGGCCCCAAUUCAACCUCCCGAAGCUGGAAAGCUUGACCCUCGAGUACCGCGACGUCUCCCAGGCGAUCGAGAUGCUGUCCCUCCUCUGCAUGCCUGCGCUCACAGAGCUGCGGCUGACGCACAUCUCGAACAGUCGUUACGAGGGCGAGCCGCAAGCCGAUUCAGCGGCUUUGUUCGGGUAUUUGUGGAGCAACAGCCUCUGCGACCUGCGUCUCGGAUACCCCUCCGUCUCACUUCCUUCCAUCGUCUAUCUCGUGCUGGACCGCGUCCAUUCCGAGCCCUCCGAUUUUGGCGCCUUCCUCUCGCGACUCGGGUCCCUGAAGUUUAUGGACCUGAACGAAUGCUCCCCCGCCCUGCUCGAGCCACUCGUCACUGCAAUCCUCCCCGACAACGCACUCAUCAAUCACGACGGCCUGGACUACGAUACGUGGAUGGAUUGCUUGCCGAUGCCCGAGCUCGUCGACAUCGAGUGCAGCGACGAUUGCAGCGAUGGAUGGCUUGCAGAGUUGCUGAUCGCGCGGGUGCGGGGACUCCUCCUCAAGUGCGGACGGGGAGCGGAGAUCGGUCGCGAGGACCUCUUGCGGAGCUUGGCACAGGUCUCGCAUCGCGCUUUGUGUCUGGCGUCGGGUGUUUGGAGUCCAGAACCUCGCGUGGAGGGCGACGAAGAUCCUAUUCAGUUCAUCCUACACAAUCGGCCAGGCUCCAAGGUCCACUCGGACGCAGAGUGA
Punctularia strigosozonata HHB-11173 SS5 is the source of this 1002-nucleotide messenger RNA. RefSeq lists its product as uncharacterized. The record is from RefSeq and is a predicted model, not a curated record. NCBI's taxonomy places the organism in Eukaryota, Fungi, Basidiomycota, Agaricomycetes, Corticiales, Punctulariaceae. The coding region runs from base 1 to 1002 and encodes 333 amino acids. The transcript is spliced from 2 exons.